Messenger RNA from Scheffersomyces stipitis CBS 6054, 1803 nucleotides. RefSeq lists its product as uncharacterized. The record is from RefSeq and is a predicted model, not a curated record. The transcript has a single exon. Gene Ontology annotation, molecular function: metallocarboxypeptidase activity. NCBI's taxonomy places the organism in Eukaryota, Fungi, Ascomycota, Pichiomycetes, Serinales, Debaryomycetaceae. The coding region runs from base 1 to 1803 and encodes 600 amino acids. Gene Ontology annotation, cellular component: fungal-type vacuole lumen.
AUGCCAGAAAAAACACUUCCGAUCUACCAAUCUUCAGCCAAGAAGAACCACAGGUCGUCCUGGAGUAGAGUAUUACUCUCAAUUGCAGCUUUCUCAGCUGUGGUCGGCUGGUGGGCAUAUUCUUCUUCCAUCACUCAUACUUCGCCUUUGGCAUCUUUCCUGAAAAUUGAUCUUUCGUCUGUCUUCGGAACCUUUUCCGAACCUUUGACAUCUUCUGGAUUAUGUCCGACAGUUGAAAAGUUGGAUCCUCUGGAGUUUUUGUAUAACAAUGAGACACUUGACAGAAUUCUCCACGACGAAGCUUUCAAAGCGAAGUCUCGGGAGCGUCUUCUUGGAGCUAUUCGUGUUCCAACUGAGCUGUACGAUGACUUGUUGAAUCCGAAUUCUGCAGACACUUUGGAAGACCUAUUAGAGAUAGAACCAAGGUGGAAGCCUUUCAUUCCCUUCCACAAGUACUUGGAAGAUACCUUUCCUUUGGUUCACAAGAAUUUGAAGGUUGAGAAAGUCAACAAGUUUGCUUUGGUUUACACUUGGGAAGGUUCUUCUAACAAGAAACCAAUUCUUUUGGCUGCUCAUCAGGAUGUCGUUCCUAUCCAGAAGGAAUCGCUUGACCAAUGGGAUUAUCCUCCGUACGAAGGUGGGUAUGAUGGAGAAUGGUUGUACGGGAGAGGAAGUGCUGAUUGCAAGAGCUUGUUGAUUGGUUUGCUUGAAACAAUAGAACUCUUAUUGGAAGAAGGACACUUCAAUCCUCAGAGAACAAUUGUUCUAGCAUUUGGUUACGAUGAAGAGUCAGCUGGAACAGGAGCUGAGGAAAUUUCAAAGCAUUUGCUUAAAAGGUACGGUCCUGACUCGUUUAUGCAGAUUAUUGACGAAGGCAGUGAAGGCUAUGUUCAAUUGGAUGAAGGUGGAGUUAACUAUAUCAUUCCUUGCACCAGCGAAAAGGGCCAUUUAGACUCUGUGAUAGAGUUGUAUACACCUGGUGGUCAUUCUUCAGUACCUCCCGACCAUACAUCGAUCGGUAUCUUGGCAAGAUUGAUUGCAAAUAUCGAAGAUAAGCAAUUCGACAGCAUUCUUACCAGAAACAAUCCUCUUUUACACAUGUUGUACUGUUAUGCAGAUUACUCGACAGAACUUGACGACUCUUUAAGAUCGGAUAUCUACAAAGCACAUUUGGAUGUAAAGUCUAACGAAAAUGUCAUAGAAUUUAUCAAUAACUCCCUCAAGCACAAGUAUAUCAUUACUACUUCUCAAGCCGUUGAUGUCAUCGGUGGAGGAGUCAAGGCUAACGCAUUGCCUGAGCAUGUAUCGGUAUUAGUCAACCACAGAAUUGCUGUAGAAGAAAGUGUUGCUGUGGUUGUGGACAAAAUUGUUGGUCAAGUAAAAGAAAUUGCCGAAAAGUUUAGCUUAGGUGUAAUUGUCGAUGGGAAAGUCAUUAUUGAACCCACAGAUAACGGCCAUUUUGUAUACAAUACUGUGGGAGCAUUGGAACCAGCACCUGUAACUCCUAAUAAUGGCCAUGUUUGGGAAACAUAUGGUGGCGCUUUACGUUACCUCUAUGAAGAUUUGAUCUUUCCUGAAUCAAGCGAGCCCUUCGUGUUUGCUCCUAUCAUUGGAACAGGUAAUACAGACACAAAGUCUUAUUGGGACUUGACUAAACAAAUUUAUAGGUACCAACCUGGGUUAGGACAAGUGGAAGAAAAUGCCCAUACCGUGAAUGAAAAGAUUCAGCUUCAAUCUCAUUUCACCAUCAUCUCAUUUUACUACUAUUACUUGCAACUUGCUGACAAGUUGAGCGAUGAAUAA